CUUCAGCCCGUUUCGCCUCAUUUUUCUAUUCAUUCACUUACGAUUUAAUAUUUGAAUCUGCGUUUUCAUACAUGUUUGUCGCUCGCUAUUUACAAGUUAAGGGCCAAUUUGUUGAGUACGAUUGAUUGCUGGCAGGAUUCAUUGUCGUGACUACCUAGGUACGCGACAGCGUGUCAGUGAAUAGUUUUCACGGCUUGCGUCGGAAUUUGACUCGAUGGCUAAUGGUUCAAAUUCUUACUUAUGUGGAUUAUUCCACUCAAGGCCAAGGCCUACACAUGAGCCACCUAGGGAUGAUAGUGAAGGUCUGAGAGGGGUUGAAUUUUCGCCCCGAGCGUCAGUUUCAAGCUCAAUUGUAUCGCCUCUUACGCCCGAUCCAACGCCAGCUCAAAUCGCAUUUUCAAGAGCACAGGCACAGGCUACACCACGAGUGAUUCUUCCUGCUACAAAUCUUAACAAUCCAGAGAUCGCUGGGUAUUAUUCACCACCCGCUCCACCGCCGCCACCGAGGUUAGAUCCUACUAGAGAGUUGAGAGGAUACUAUGCUCCUGAGCCAGCUCCCAUUAGGCGAAUGCCCCAACAGCAUAUUCCGCGACCUGUCGCACAGCCAGUUCCAGUUCGUCCCGAAAAGAUGACUUACUCAUGAUUACAUAAUCACGAUACUGUGGGGUUCACCCCUAUCUUGAAGUUACACAAGAGGGCUUAUUGCUAGGUGUUUGGAGAAGAGGACGAUGAAUCGACGGUUUAUGGCGCUAUUUUUUAGUCAUAGGGAUUGAUGCGAGUCUUUUUUAGAGGCGAAGUCAUGUAAAUUUGGCGCUUGGGGUGGGUUGGUAGCAUAUUGAUAUCUCUUUCAUAUUUUUAAUUCUCGCACUUUUCGUCAGAUAUACUUAUUUUUUCAUCAAUGCUAAUGCUUAAUAUUAGUAGGCAAACCCUUAUCCCGGUCAAAUCAUUGCACGUGCCUAUUUUAGCGCGUACAUCUCGUUCGCAUCAUAAUAUGGUUGCUAUGAAUGGCUGACGAUGAUUUCAUCUCGAAUUUCCCCCAAAUUAAGAAGAUAGACUCUACCUAGGUAACUAUAUUAGACCAAGGUUUUAAUAUUAAACGCCUAGCAAGGCCAUACGCCUAUGAUAUGACGAUAUGGCAAAUUGUAUCUAUAGGUAUGCCCUUUUUUUAGGGUUGGAGGAUACCAUAGGCGUUGACCUACUUGUCAUUGUACGCGCUCUAUUCGUAGCUAUCCGAUCGCAGAGAGCAAACCCCGCCUUAAGCUC
Molecule: messenger RNA, 1263 nt
Organism: Hypoxylon trugodes
Lineage: Eukaryota; Fungi; Ascomycota; Sordariomycetes; Xylariales; Hypoxylaceae
Exons: 2
Coding region: 215-643 (142 amino acids)
Source: RefSeq, a predicted model, not a curated record